Didymodactylos carnosus is the source of this 705-nucleotide messenger RNA. The record is from the annotation of a GenBank genome assembly. NCBI's taxonomy places the organism in Eukaryota, Metazoa, Rotifera, Eurotatoria, Philodinida, Philodinidae.
AUGCAAUCUGGUCAUCAGCGUAGUCCCCCGUCACCAUCACAAAUAUCUAGUAAAAAAUUAAAACAAUUAACUACAACCGCAAUGUCAACUAAUGCCAUAAGCUUAGCGUUAACCCAAAUGGUUAAAGAAAUCUUUUCGUCUUCAUCUUUUGUUCAGCAAAUGUGUAAUUCAUUACUAACCUCGGAUUUGUUUACUAACUCUAUUGCUAGGGUAGUUGAAGAAGCUGUAAAUAAUUAUCGUUAUGAAGUUGAAGAUUUUAAAUCUGAAUUAAAGAAAGUGAAUGAUAACAUUUUACUGUUACAAUGUCAAACGAAUGACUUAGCACAGUAUAAUAAAAGAAAAGAUCUUAUACUAUAUGGUAUACCAUUUAAACAAAAUGAAAAUACGUAUGAUGUAGUAUUAGAAUUAGCUGUUAGUGUUGAAUUGCAAUUGAACAAAAAUGAUUUUUAUGCUAUUCAUCGUUUGCCAUUAUCUAAACGAGGUAAAGAUAAAUCGCGACAAGCUGUUAUUAUUAGUUUUCUACGUUUUACUGACAGAAAUAAUUUUUAUGAUGUACGGAAAAAAUUACGACAAAUCGAACGAUAUAAGGAUGUAUUUAUUAACGAACAUUUAACACCAUUGAACAAUCAUAUUUUUCAAUACGCUAAACAAAAUCUAAAUAAACAACAAGUAUUUACACGUAAUGGUAAUGUUUACUAUUAUUUG